UAGAAGAAGUCAGGUAAAACAAGUUUAACUGUUAGAGAGCGUGAAAAACGUGCAAAGAAACCAAUUGAAGAUAAAGCUGCAAUUUUUCGGCUAUGUAGUAGACAAAUGUAUACAUGUGUGCAUGUGUGCAGCAGGCAACGCAGUAAACUCAAAAGAAGUGAAAUUAACGGCCGUUCAAUGGAUGAUUAUCGGAAAAAUAUGUCGCACGAAAUUUCAUAUACCAAUAAUAGUAAAGAAUAUCCGUCGCUGUUACCACAGAAUUCCAUACAAACACAUCCUAGAUUCAAAUGCUUCUCCUGCGAACCGCCCUGCCACAAUGCCUCUCAACAUGCUCACAUGUGCCAGAAUGCUAUACAGUGCUUUAAAUCUCGUGUACGCAAUGCUUUCGGUGAAGAAGAAGUAAGUCGCGGCUGUAUUAAUUCACCCGAUCAAACACCAUUGAUUUGUAGUGCGAAUAAUAUUAAAAGCUUAAAUCCUCGUAAGCGACAUACGGCCUCGCCAGUAAAUGUGGCUUGUUGCGCCGGUGAUUAUUGCAAUGGUGGUGAAUUUCCUGAGUUGUUAAAUACGGAGAUAACACGUUUAAACGAUGAUCGUAGUAAUUUACUAAAAUUGUUAUUUGCUAUUUUGGGUCCCAUUGUGGCCAUAUCAAUAUUGGCCUAUAUAGCUAUAUACUUUAUAAGACGUAAACAUCGCAAACGUUUGCCUUCAUCUCGUACGAAACAAGAUCCUGAUACUUAUCUAAUGAACGAUGAAAGAGUGACAAUAGGUGAUAGCACUUUAAGGGAAUAUUUACAACAUUCCGUUACUUCGGGCUCUGGAUCUGGUUUACCGGUGUUCAUACAACGUACUCUGAAUAAGCAAGUCAGCUUAAUAGAAUGUAUUGGGCGUGGUAAAUACGGUGAAGUAUGGCGUGGCCAAUGGCAUGGUGAAAAUGUCGCUGUGAAAAUUUUUACCAGUCGUGAUGAGAACUCCUGGAGAAGGGAAACGGAAAUUUAUUGUACUGUUGCAUUGCGCCAUGAGAAUAUCUUAGGUUUCAUUGGUUCCGAUAUAGCUUCGCGUAAUUCUUGUACACAAUUAUGGCUACUAACACAUUAUCAUCCUAAUGGAUCUUUGAUGGAUUAUUUGAGUCGCAAUACUCUCACACAUGAGAAAAUGAUAUUAAUAUGCCUUUCAAUUGCUAAUGGUUUGGAGCAUAUUCAUUCAGAGAUCACGCAUUCUUCAGAGAUAUCAGGCAUUGAGGGUAGCUCCGCUAAGCCUGCUAUGGCUCAUCGGGAUUUAAAAUCGAAGAAUAUUUUGGUGAAAUCGAACGGCACAUGUGUUAUAGCUGAUUUCGGUUUAGCGGUUACACAUUCAAACGUUACCGGCAAACUAGAUCUGGGUAAUAAUCCUAAAGUUGGCACUAAACGUUAUAUGGCUCCUGAAGUUCUAGAUGAAAGUAUUGAUAUGCAAAGGUUUGAUUCAUUACGUCCUACAGAUAUAUACGCGUUAGGUUUGAUAUUAUGGGAGGUAUGCAGACGUACGAUUUCAUCGGGUAAAUUUGAAGAAUAUAAAGUACCAUAUUAUGAUGUGGUACCAGCAGAUCCCAGUUUUGAAGAUAUGCGCAAAGUCGUGUGUAUAGACAAUUAUAGACCGUCCAUACCAAAUCGUUGGAGUUCAGAUCCUCUUUUGGAGGACAUGUCCAAACUAAUGAAAGAAUGUUGGCGUCGAAAUCCCGUUGCGCGUGUUUCAGUGUUACGCGUUAGAAAGACUAUACAAAAACUAGCUGCCGCUGAAAAGUUGAAAAAUGAAAAGAUGAAAAGUUACGAAGACGAGAUCUGUGUAUAACAAAUUUUACAUUAAUUUUAUAUUAAUUUCAUUAGCGUAAGUUAAACGUGUUAGAUUUUAUAGUUGUAAAUUUUUAUUAUAUAAAAUAUUUUAGUUCUUUAAAAUUUAAAAGA
Glossina fuscipes is the source of this 1937-nucleotide messenger RNA. RefSeq names its product activin receptor type-1 (gene sax). Bases 106 to 1824 code for a protein of 572 amino acids. The transcript is spliced from 10 exons. Gene Ontology annotation, biological process: cellular response to growth factor stimulus; BMP signaling pathway; protein phosphorylation. NCBI's taxonomy places the organism in Eukaryota, Metazoa, Arthropoda, Insecta, Diptera, Glossinidae. Gene Ontology annotation, molecular function: ATP binding; SMAD binding; transforming growth factor beta receptor activity, type I. Gene Ontology annotation, cellular component: BMP receptor complex; plasma membrane. The record is from RefSeq and is a predicted model, not a curated record.